Messenger RNA from Syngnathus acus (greater pipefish), 1809 nucleotides. It is a transcript of the gene igbp1, whose product is annotated as immunoglobulin (CD79A) binding protein 1. The transcript has 3 exons. NCBI's taxonomy places the organism in Eukaryota, Metazoa, Chordata, Actinopteri, Syngnathiformes, Syngnathidae. The record is from RefSeq and is a predicted model, not a curated record. The coding region runs from base 27 to 1106 and encodes 359 amino acids. Gene Ontology annotation, molecular function: protein phosphatase 2A binding. Gene Ontology annotation, cellular component: cytosol. Gene Ontology annotation, biological process: regulation of dephosphorylation; regulation of signal transduction.
AGACACAUCCCGGAAAUCGUAGCAACAUGGCGGAAUGCGAAAGAAGCGGUAGUGAAAGACACGAUUCGCGUUUAGGCGCCGAAGCUCCCAAAUUAUCGGAUUUAUUUGACCGUGGGUGGAAGAUUCUUGAUGAGGUAGACAAUACAAAUGAUCCCCUUGCUUCUAACAGUGUUCAGGUGCGAGUCAAACGUGCCAUAGGUUUGUUAGAAGAAACAUCCCGAAUGGCUUCUCAGCUGGACUUGUUCAGUCCCAAUGAAGAGUUGGAGGAGAUUGCCACAGCGGACCUCAAAUAUUUGCUGAGCCCCGCUCUCUUAGGCGCCCUGACCAUGAAGCUGACAGGUCGAGACAAACGAUUGGAAAUUGUCCAAACAGCCCGGGCUUACUUUAUGGAUUUUCUGAAGAGAUGUAAAGACUAUAACAUAUCUCAGUUUCAUCUACCGGAGUCCGUGAAUGAAAGCCCAAUUUCGGACGAAGCAGCAAAGAACGCUCCCUCUGCCUGCACACCUAUGCCCAGCACAUCCAACUUGGUUGCCAUGGCCGCACAAAGACAAGCUAAAAUUGAGCGAUACAGUCAGAAGAAGGAGCUGGAGGCCAGACUGUUAGACGUGCGAAGAUCCGUGGAGAGUGGACAGGCCGACGAUGAAACAAGCAGAGAUUUUUACUUGCUGAAUGUCCGGAAAUGGGUGAUUCUGUGCCUGGAUGAAGUACAGAGCAUAGACCAGGAGAUGGAAAUAUUGAAGAGUAUGGAUCAGAUGCAGCUUGGUGCUGCACAGCCUGCUAGACUGAGCAGGCCUCCGAUGAAACCAUUUAUUCUCACAAAGGAUGCUAUGCAGGCUCAGGUGUUUGGAGCUGGCUACCCCAGCCUUCCCACCAUGACAGUGGAUGACUGGUAUGAUCAGCACAAGAAACACGGAGUGCUGCCUGAUCAGGGAGUUCCCAGAAGGGGUGCGGCGGAGGACGACACUGAUGCAAAGGAGCGUGAAGAAGAAGAAAAAGAGAAACAGACAGAAAAUGAUGAUGAUGAGUCUUUGAUGAAAGCCAGGAAGUGGGAUGAGUGGAAAGACGAUCAUCGCAGAGGUUAUGGCAACCGCCAAAACAUGGGCUAACUGGUCCGAACACCAAUUACCUAAACAUGCCUUGUUCUGUGGACAUGCUUCAGAAACUUUCAGAAAAAAAACUGUUGGUAUUUAAAGAUCACCAAAACAUAUUGUGCACCUUGUUUCUUUAAUUUGAUGAUUUAUAGAUGUGACGCUGAUUUAUUCAUGUUGCAAUUUCUGUUUUUAGUUUUCUUUAAAUUACUUAUGUUAAAUUUUUGGUAUGUCUUUAACUUUUUUUCAGUUUUUUUUCAUCAGGUGGCAUCCAGCUUAAAUGCAUUUAUUAGUACUGCUACAAAAACCAACCACUACAGUGAAAUGCAGAAAUUCAGCUGUUACAUAACAUUUUCUCACAACAUUAAGAUUAAGUGGGUGAAAACUCCAGAAUACUUCCAAGUGCCUCACUUGGCAAUUUGAAUUAUGUUAGAAGAAUCUGUCAAACAUUUAUAAAAAUGCUUUUGUUUUGAUUUGUGUCAUUCACUGUAUCUUUGGCUUCAGAGAAAAUACAGUAUGUCCAACUUUGUAAAAUGCAAUGAAAGGAGCAGAAAUAGUCAAGUCAGUGUAUCAUGUACCCGAAUUGCUUCACAGCUCUUGUGUGCAACACUACUGUUGUCAGACAUGUGCAAAAAAUGUGAUCUUGUUAAGUGAAGUCAUAUGAAAGAUUAACACAUUACAUCAGUCUAUUUGACAAUAAAUGUUCAAAGAAAUAAUGUAA